AAACCCUCUUUUACACAUCGUCUUCACUCUCCAGUCUACCCUCCCGCCACUAAAACCCUCUUGAAAACCGUCCAACUAACACACUCAAACCCUAGAUUCUUCAUUUUUCUCAUCAAACCGUCACUGAUCUUCAACUAUCUUCGAAUCGUUCGAGCUUCAUCUGCUCUCAUGCGAUGGUGACAUCCAGAGACGUACACGAGAUCGUCUCAAAGCUCUCAUCCGAUAAAGCAAAACCUCGUGAAGAAGGGAUUAAGUUGUUGAAUACAUGGCUAGAAGGAGAGAGGUUGAUCGAAUUUUGUCGGUAUUUAGGGCGGAAUACGUCGAUGCUCAAACCGCAUGAGAUACCACACGCUGAAACAUGGCCUUUUCUUGUUAAAUUGCUUACUAAAGCUAUACAGUUGGAGGUAUCUGCGAGCAAGAAGCGUCCGCCCAAAUUGGCAUUUGCAAAGACUCUUAGAAUUGUAGUACAACGAGCAGAAGAUGGUAAGAGUCUGCAUCUUCUGUCUGUGGCAAAAUUACUUUUCAAUCAUAUAUGGGAAAUUUUAAAAGACGUUCCAAGCUUCCAAUCAGAGUACGGAAUUAUUCUACGGCAUCUUUUGGCAGUUAAACACCUCCAGUUUCACUUGAGGAAGCGUGUGUACUCUAGUCUGGUGCUUCUGUAUAUGGGAAAGGUUGAGAUAAGCUUGAGUGAGCAGCGCAGUUACGGACAAGCAAACCCCAAGGAGGAAGUCUUUCGGUGCAUCCUCACCCUUCAUUCACUUCUUGAUAGUCCUCCUGGAGAUUUUUCUGAUGAUCUUCGGGAAGGAAUAACAAAAGGUUUUAUCGAGAUAUUCUCCAAUUUAAGGGAUGAAGGGAAGGUUUUGCGGAAACUCGUUGAAUGUAUUAAUACAUAUUUAAUACGGGAUGGUCCGAAUAUGGGCACUCAAUCAUUAGAAAUUCAUGAUGCCAUACAUCAGUUUCUUUUUCGCGUUUGGGUAACUACCCAUGAUCGUGGUCUGAAGGAUGCACUUGUUUUAUAUGCGAGGUUACAGUUAAAGUUAGCAAGAGGAGCUACUGAUGGCAGUGCUUUGCUGGAGCAACUUUUGGAUAUAAUAGGAAAGGAACUUGAUCACAUUAACACAUCUACUACCAGCCUGCCAUGGAAUGAUACAAACAGGGAUGAUAAGCGAGGUACUUUGACAAACUCACAAUCUAGUUUGCUGGAGCUUGCAGCUUUUGUCUUUUGUCGGGCAUGCCUUAUUCCAUGUAAAGCACCUGUAACUGAUAAACGAACCAGAAGGGAAAAUGCUGUUGUUUAUUUACACGAACAAAUCAUUAAAGGAAAAUGGUCUUGGAAUUCAGCAUUUUGUUUCCUUGUUCACGACUACUCUAGCCGUGUUAAGCACGAGUAUUUAAUCUACUGGUUUGAAGGAUUAUCAACAAACUUUGAGAGAAUAAUGAACACUGCAACCAUGGAGCAUGCUUAUGAUGACCUACUGUGGACCCUAAGGAGUCUUCAAGGACUAUCAUCGGUACUUCUGAGUCCUAUUUAUGGAGUAGAUUGCUCGGGAAAAGUGGAAUUUACCAAUAAUCAGAAUUCUCAGCUGUACAGAGGUUGGCAUACAGUAUGGAACGCUCUACUACGUGGUUUACCAAUGUUCAGUAAUGUAACAUCAGUAGCAGAUGCUGCUCUUAUACUUCUUGGGAAUAUUAAUUUGUGUGACCCAUUGAACAACUUUAUUGUAGCUCAUGAUGCGUGGGACCUGCGCUUGUUUAAAAGUUCUCCAUCAGAGUCUCUUUUACGUUUCAUAUCAGGCUAUUUUUCAAAGAAAGGAUCCCAUGGUGAUAUACGGGACGUUUUACAUUUGAGAAAAGAUCUCUUAAGGACAGUUAUGGGCUUGCUUAACUGGAAGGAGCGUUUGGUGUUCAACGAGCAUAUGGUUGUAUUGUUGCCAGCGGCUGUAUUCUCACUUUGUGCCGGUUCUGCUUGUUUUGCACAUUGUGUUAAAGGAUCUCCUUUGGCUUAUCUUCUUGUAGAUAUCCCUGUAACCAGUGAUGACAGCCCGGAGAUUCAAAAACUGGAGCAGGAAGGUUCACAUGAUUUGUUCGAUUGCUCUGUGGAAGUGCUUGCUGAAGUUUGUUUUGAUUCUCAUGCAGAGGUAGCUCAAUCUUUGUCUUACCAGAAGGUGCGUCUUCCUCAUCAUUUGAGGGACUCACUGCUUCAUGAAAUGGAACUGAACAUUCUAGAAGUUAUCAAAAGCAAAGAUAUUGAAAAAAUGGUUCUCUCAGAUGUUCUCUUCAUUUGUGCUCUGUUGUCUAAUUUCAUGUAUGGUUUAUAUGCUUUAAGGUUGAAAGAAGAAAAAGCCUCUUUUCUCACUGAAACCGGUCAAUACAUUCUAGAAAUGCUGAGUCAUGCUGUUUCCUUACUUGAAAAAAGUUCCAGUGAUAUUCGAUCCGGUUGUGUUGGCUCAAAUGUUGGUUUUGAUAACAUGGACUCCGUAUCAACUUCCUUAAAGUGUUUUAUUAAUUCACCACUAUUUACCUAUCAAGAGUGCGACUCUACGUUGUAUAACGCUAUUAUCCAAUCAAUCACGAGACUUUUGAAGGCUUUGGCUAAACUUUACGAAGGAUUUUUUGAUGACACAACUAAUCUUCAGUCAGAUUGGUCUAAUCCAGAUAUUUCUGUUCAAGAAUCUCACUCGUUAAAGGGCGAUAAAACAAUGGUUUUGGACAUGGAGUUGGAUGCAGAUGAUGAUUAUAAAGACGUUGAUAUUAUUAGUACCGGAGAGACUUCCAGAGCGUCUCCUGCUUUUAACUUGAAGCUGAAUAUUAUAUCGUUAAUCUCAAACUUUUUCUCGAUUCUUCCAGUUGCCACAUGGGAUGUUUUAUUCAGUUUGACUCGAAUAGAAAGUGAUCACAGGCUGAUGGAAUGCCUUCUGCUUAACCUGUGUCAACAUCCUUGCUGGUCAUCUUGCCAAGGAUUUUCUGACAUGGUUUUAUCACUGGACAAAAUGGUUGAUAUGCUUUCUGAUAUUAAGCUUCAUCCGACUAAGAUACUAGCUGCUAUAUGCGGCUUGUUACAGACAUUGAAGUCCCUGAAUAAAGUUCGAAAGGAAAAAGAUCCAGCUAGUUAUAUUAAUUCAGUAUUAUCUGAACAGGGCGCAUCACAAGUUUCGAUGGAGUUAAUUUUAGAAAAUAAUUCUCAGAGUUUGGUACCGCUGGGUGAUCUUGUUAACAAAAUUGCAGAAAAUGACCAACUUGAUUGGUGCAGUCGUGUUAAGAUUGUUGAUUGCAUAUGUGAUUUUGUAUCACUUAAUCCUCAAAUUAGCCAGACUAUGAUCGAGAAGCUGCUACUGAUGCUCAGAGAUCCUGACUUCCGUGUUCGGUUUUCUUUAGCAAGAAGAAUUGGUGUUCUUUUCCAAACAUGGGAUGGCCAUGAUGAGCUCUUCCAGGAUAUACUCUCAAAUUUUAGUGUAAAAUUGGUGGUGUUAUUUAAGGGUAUGCUUGUUAAAGCAAAUGAAGUUUUAGCUGCUGGUCAUCAACCUCAACCAAUGAUGGAAACAAUUAUUGUUACCCUUGGGCAUGUGGCCCUGCAUAGUGAGAAAAUUGAGUUGGAGGCUGUCUUUAUGAUCUGUGUUGUUGCUGCAAUGGAUUCGUCUCAGAGGGAAUUGGUUGGUUCAGUACUCGAUAAUCUAUCUCGACAACUACACUACAGCUCCAGAUCAGAGUACAUUGGAGAGCUUAUUGCACCAAUUAUUUUCUUCUGGGUCCAGUGUGGUGUGAGCUUAGCUGCAUUAGUCGAGACACGAGAACUUUUUGUUCUCAAUGUGGAAGCUAGUAAUUUCAUUCAGUAUAUUUCUCAUUGGCUUCUUCCAGCUAUGAUUCUGUAUAAUGACAUUUCCAGCUUAAACUGGGUUGCCAAGGUGGCUGGUCAACCUUCUGCAGCUCUUAUUAGGAGUCACUUUGUAGCUAUCUUUUCUAUAUGCAUAGCAUUGCACUGCAGUAAAAGACCUGGGUGGGAAUCUGCUACCACGGUUCUUCAGAGUUCAAUGUUAAGUAUCUCUGGGAUAUCUGAAAAUGAGCGUGACACUCUUAUCAAGAAACACAUGGUUUCUAUUGUCAGUCACAUAUUAUCACUUGCUUCUCGGUUGUCGGAACCUGCAUUACCUUUCUUUUCCAAGGAUACGAUUCAACGUGCUAUUCAAACAGUUGUUGAUGGUUUCUUGAACAUGGAACAAUCUUCUCCUAGCAUAGUUGUAGUGGACAAAAUUAACAUUUUCCGCCCCGACAGAGUGUUUAUGUUCAUACUUGAAAUGCAUCAGAAAAUUACUGCUUCUACUCACCAUAGGCACAGAUGUAAUAGGUUGUCUGGAAUCGAGGUGCUUGUUAAUGUUCUUGGGCAUAGAGCUGCAGCACCAAGCACAUCCAAUUAUCUUUUCAACUUGGUGGGCCAAUUCAUUGACUGUGGUCCUUUGCAAGAUCAGUGUUGUCAUAUUAUUUCUGAAUUACUCAAAACUCUCAAGCAUAACCAAUCUAAAGAUGGUUUUGAUGUUCUUAGUGAACAACUUCAGUUUUUGGUAUCUAAGUUAGUUGGAUGCUGCAUUCCCCCAAAAUCUGAUUUAAAAAAUUCCAUCACUCAACCGUCAGAGGCUUUAUCACUGCUUCAUCAGCUUGUUGUUGAUUCUGAUUCAUCUCUUCAUAAGCACAUCAAAGAACUCGGGCCCUUUCCUGAAUUCGAUACAUUUGAUAAUAUACGUGCGUUCCACCAUGGACUUUGCCAUGAUUACUCUGCAAGAGAGCAUUUACUAGAGUUUGUUAGGAGAUCUAGUCAUCUUCCUCCACGGUUGGUUAUUUGCAGUCUCAAAGCUCUGCACAGUAUCAUGUUCUCCGGAUUUCAACGUGAAAAAAACGCACAGCAACUUUUUGGAGAUGAGUUUUGGCAAUAUGAUAAUGAAGUUGUACACGCAGUUUGGACUCUAGUUCGAAUGGCCAGUUCAGAUGCAACAAACAGUUUUGGACCUUUUGUUUCUGACUUUUUAUCACUGAUUGGUAUAGGGGACCCACAUCGUGUUGUUUUCCAUCUUCCUAGAGAUUCGAACCGGAUGCAUGUUUGCCGGCCUCUUUAUACUGAUGGUGGUAGCAGCUUUAGUUUUCAUAUGGAUUCAGGUUUAUCUGAAGAACUCUUAAUUGCGGUAAUGCAACUUUUGAAGAAGUAUUUGAUGGAUGAAUCAGUUGAGAUAAUUGAGAUGGCAUCACAAGCACUACGUGGGAUACUAUCAACUGAAAGGGGUCACCGAGCUUUACUAUCACUUAAUUCUUACGAGAGGUCUAUACUUGAGGUUCACUCCAAGGGUGUUAACGCAGAACUAGUUCAGAAAUCUUUAGUGGAUCUGGAGAGGAAGUUUAAUGGUCAAGACAUUUCAGUUGAAAAGAGUGGUACUUGGGUGACUAGUGGCAAAACAUUUGAGACCUGGAUCUGUCAGCUAGUUUACGCUCUUAUCUAUUUUUGUGAUGAUACAAUCUUAAGGCUAUGUCAAGAUAUUGUGUUGCUGAAAGCCGAAGUUGCAGAGCUUCUUCUGUCAAAUGUUAUGGUCAAUCUUGCUAAGAGGAAAAAUGUGGACAUUGAUCUUUGCAAGCUUAUCUCUGUGAAGGUGAUGGAAGAGAUAGUUAUUGAGUCAAACAACUUAACAAGAUCGGUUCAAGUUAUUUUGGACGCGCUCAAUGAACUUCGACUUUGUCAUGUAAUGGAGAAAGCUGCUUCUGGUUCAUCUAAAACCGAAGGCGCAAAGCACACAAAGUCAUCUGGUUAUAGCUCUAGAUCCCGUAAUACACCACAUAAGUCAAAGGACCAUACUGUAACAUCUACUCAACCACCGGCAUCUACCUUGGCUUGGGAAAAGGUUUAUUGGCUUCCGAUUGACUACCUUGUUGUCGCUAAGUCAGCCAUUAGCUGUGGCUCAUACUUCACUGCGGUGCUGUAUGUGGAGCAUUGGUGUCAAGAGCAUUUUAACUGCCUUACGUUAGGUAGUCCAGAUUUUUCCCAUUUAGAGAUGCUGCCUCACCACAUAGAAAUUCUGGUCUCAGCAGUUACUCAAAUAAAUGAACCCGACAGUUUGUAUGGAAUCAUCCAGUCACACAAGCUGACAUCACAAAUAAUCACAUUUGAGCAUGAGGGUAAUUGGAGUAAAGCUCUAGAGUAUUACGACUUACAAGUACGAUCUGAAGCAUCGAUACCUUUAUCUUCCUCCAAAUCAGAAGAUGAAAUGAGGCAAAGAAAACCGCACAAAGGGGUGAUUAAGGCUUUACAGCAAAUUGGUUGCACUCAUGUGUUGGAUAUGUAUUCCCAAGGAUUAAUGUAUCGGAAAGGUCGGAUUCAGGAUGACUUGGAAUUCAAUGAGCUACAGUUUGAAGCUGCUUGGCGUGCAGGAAAUUGGGAUUUUUCUGUACUGUACACGAGCUCUAAUUCUCCUAACCCAAAUCAACAAAUCAGACACAACCAUUUUAACCAAAAACUACACAGCUGUUUGAGGGCUUUUCAGGAGGGAGAUAUCAAUGAAUUUAACUUGAACCUGAAAGAAUCUAAGCAGGAGCUGCUGUUUUCUAUCUACCAUGCAAGUGAAGAGAGCACGGAAUAUAUAUAUUCGACUAUUGUAAAGCUUCAGAUUUUCUGUCAUCUUGGGCUGGCCUGGUCUUUGCGAUGGGCUUCAUUGGAUGGCAAGAAAGAUAAUCAAACCGAGGGAGACAAAAUGCUAUCUGGGCCAUUUACUCCCAACAUGGACCAGUUGUCAUGGUUAAAUACAGAAUGGAGCUGCAUUCUAAACCGUGCACAGUUACAUAUGAACUUAUUAGAACCAUUCAUUGCAUUCAGAAAAGUAAUGCUCCAGAUUUUAAGCUGCAAGGACUGUACGGUCCAACAUCUUUUGGAAUCUGCAUCUAUUCUUCGUAAGGGCUACAGAUUUUCUCAUGCUGCUGCUGCAUUGCAUGAGCUUAAGUUCUUCUACAUAGGCAUCGGUGGAGAAGAUUCUAAAGUUUAUUGGCUUGGAAGGGUUGAAGAAGCAAAGCUACUGCGAGCCCAAGGUCAGCAUGAGAUGGCAGUUAAUCUUGCAAAAUAUAUAUCUGAAAAUUGCAAGGUGAAUGAGGAAGCAGCUGAUGUAUAUCGUUUAGUUGGCAAGUGGCUGGCUGAAACACGUUCUAGCAACUCUAGGACUAUAUUGGAGAAGUAUCUGAAAAAUGCAGUUAGUCUUGCUAAUGAUAACCAGGCCACAGACAAGAAGUCUAUUGCAAGAAAAGCCCAAACGCAUUUUCACCUUGCUCAUUACGCUGAUGCUCUUUUUCGUAAUUACGAGGAAAGACUUACUUCUAACGAGUGGCAAGCAGCUAUGCGUUUGAGAAAACAUAAGACCAAAGAGCUGGAGGCACUGCAAAGACGAUUCAAGAAUUCAUCCAAGGGAGAGAAAGCAGAUUAUUUAGUAAAAAUACAAGAGUUGCACAAACAACUUGCAAUGGACAAAGAGGAGGCUGAAAAGUUGCAGCAAGAUAGGGAUAAUUUUCUCAGUAUAGCAUUAGAAGGAUAUAAACGAUGUCUAGUCAUUGGUGACAAGUAUGAUGUACGAGUGGUCUUCCGACUUGUAUCUCUUUGGUUUAGUUUAUGCACAAGACAAAUUGUUGUAGAUGGGAUGUUCAGUACAAUCAAAGAGGUACAAUCUUACAAGUUUAUACCGCUUGUAUACCAAAUUGCUUCAAGGCUAGGUAGCUCAAAAGAUAGUCAAGGGCCUAAUACUUUUCAGUUUGCCCUGGUUUCUUUGUUAAAGAAAAUGGCAAUUGACCAUCCUUACCACACAAUCUUUCAGCUUUUGGCACUAGCAAAUGGUGAUCGUGUGAAGGACAAACAACGCAGUAGAAACUCAUUUGUUGUGGAUAUGGAUAAAAAGUAUGCUGCAGAAAGCCUCUUAAAAGAACUCUCUUCACAUCAUGGAGCUGUUAUACGACAAAUGAAACAGAUGGUAGAAAUCUAUAUCCGGCUUGCUGAACUAGAAACAAAACGAGAGGAUACCAAUAAAAAGAUUGCUCUACCAAGAGAAAUUCGCAGUGUUCGGCAACUUGAACUUGUUCCAGUAGUGACAUCAUCUUUUCCAGUUGACCCUAGUUGCCAAUAUAGUGAAGGAUCUUUCCCACAUUUCAAAGGCUUGUCCGAUUCAGUCACGAUCAUGAAUGGCAUAAAUGCUCCAAAAGUUGUUGAGUGCCUCGGUUCAGAUGGUAAAAGAUACCGGCAGCUUGCAAAAUCUGGAAAUGAUGACCUCAGACAAGAUGCUGUAAUGGAGCAGUUCUUUGCUUUGGUCAAUACUUUCUUACAAAACCACAGGGAUACAUGGAAGAGGAGAUUAGGGAUACGCACAUACAAGGUGGUUCCUUUUACCCCAAGUGCCGGUGUUCUCGAGUGGGUAAAUGGCACAUUACCUCUAGGCGAAUAUCUCACUGGAAGUUCAAGAAGUGGUGGUGCCCAUGGACGCUAUGGUUUAGGAGAUUGGUCAUUUCCAAAAUGCAGACAACAUAUGGCUACCGAAAAUAACAAGCGCAAGGCGUUCCAGGAAGUCUGUGACAAUUUCAGACCAGUCAUGCAUCACUUUUUUCUAGAGAGGUUUUUACAUCCUGCUGAUUGGUUUGAAAAACGACUUGCGUAUACAAGAAGUGUUGCAGCUAGCUCAAUGGUGGGUUACAUUGUGGGACUUGGAGAUCGACAUUCCAUGAAUAUUUUAAUCGACCAAGCAACGGCGGAAGUAGUCCACAUCGAUCUUGGUGUCGCCUUUGAGCAAGGCUUGAUGCUCAAAACACCUGAGCGGGUCCCAUUCAGGCUGACAAGAGACAUUAUCGAUGGUAUGGGGGUAACAGGUGUGGAAGGAGUUUUCAGAAGAUGUUGUGAAGAAAAUCUAUCCGUUAUGCGAACAAAUAAAGAAGCCUUACUGACCAUUAUCGAAGUUUUUAUCCAUGAUCCUUUAUACAAGUGGGCUCUAUCACCUCUAAAGGCUUUGGAGCGUCAAAAGGAAACCGAUGAUGAUCUGGAGACAAGUUUGGAGGACUCGGAAAAUGAAUAUGAAGGAAAUAAAGAUGCAGCGCGUGCUCUUUUGCGUGUUAAACAGAAACUUGAUGGAUAUGAAGAAGGUGAAAUGAGAAGUGUGCAUGGACAGGUUCAACAACUGAUACAAGAUGCAAUCGAUCCUGACCGCCUGUGUCAUAUGUUUCCUGGAUGGGCAUCUUGGUUGUAAUUAGGAUCAAAUGUGGUGUAGAUAUUUUUUGUUUCGAGUUCACUCUUUUACCCGAUUUGAGGAUUUUUUGUGGUGGGUAUAUGUUUCAAAUUUUACCUUGUUAUUAACUGAUGUAAAUGGUUAAAUUUUGAUGCGAGUACAGUUAAAAAUAGUUUUGUAUCAUGAUGUUUUCUGUUAGUACUUUUGUAUAGAGGGAAAUUUAAUUCAUAUAUUUACACG
Molecule: messenger RNA, 9461 nt
Organism: Helianthus annuus (common sunflower)
Lineage: Eukaryota; Viridiplantae; Streptophyta; Magnoliopsida; Asterales; Asteraceae
Product: serine/threonine-protein kinase ATM
Exons: 77
Coding region: 174-9242 (3022 amino acids)
Biological process (GO): DNA repair
Molecular function (GO): protein serine/threonine kinase activity; protein binding
Source: RefSeq, a predicted model, not a curated record